Molecule: messenger RNA, 14088 nt
Organism: Schistocerca gregaria
Lineage: Eukaryota; Metazoa; Arthropoda; Insecta; Orthoptera; Acrididae
Gene: Pi3K21B
Product: phosphatidylinositol 3-kinase regulatory subunit alpha
Exons: 14
Coding region: 445-3108 (887 amino acids)
Biological process (GO): insulin receptor signaling pathway; phosphatidylinositol phosphate biosynthetic process
Cellular component (GO): phosphatidylinositol 3-kinase complex
Molecular function (GO): 1-phosphatidylinositol-3-kinase regulator activity; protein binding
Source: RefSeq, a predicted model, not a curated record
AUGAAUCUCUGGCGUUAGAGCAGUAGAUCAGUGGUAAAUUUUGCUGCGGAGUUACUGUUGAGAAACGACAAUAACAUAGUAAAGAGUGCUAUUCAAGAAGUUUCCGAAGGUUAAUAUCGGUUAUAUUUCUUCAUACUUUAGUGUUUGCAUGUGCAUUAGUUGCUGUGCAAAAUCUAAACAUCCACUGUCCGCGAACCCAUGCCGCAGGAGGGAAGAAAUCACUUAAUGUGGGCAGUGGUUAGACGACGACGCUUCUUGGUGUUAUAGUAUUGUAAUGUGUGCUUUAGUAUUGGAAAUUGAAAGGACUGUCGAAAAUAUUGCAAGAUCAAAAGCCACUCCUUCAUGUGUUUGAACACGUGCACUUAAUUGGCAGUGAAAGCUUGUUGGUAAGUCUCAAUUUGAAAGCUUUAUUUUCAAAUUACGUAAAGUCUCACUGUGAAAGACAUGAAACUUAAUGAUGUAGCAAUUAGGGUAGCAGGUAAAAACAGCUCGUGGCAGACAGGGAAGAACCGGCAACAAAACAAUGUGUUAAAUAUUCUUACAUAUAACUGCAAUGACUAUAUUUGGGGCACUGGAAGAGUUGGUGUGCAAUGCGAGCAUUGCCACGCCUGCUUCCACAACGUAUGCCUGCGCUUCGCCAGCAACCAUGUGUGCCAACGAAACAACGAGAUCUUGCCGCCCAUCACUCAUCACAAGGAGAAGCCCAUCAGCGAAUGGACGUCCGCCAAUGUCGUGGAGUGGAUGGCAGCUCUCAAUUUGUACCGCUAUGCCGGCGUGUUCAAAUCGAAAGAUAUCAAAGGCUCUGAUCUCAUUCUCUUGGAUCGUGAGAAGCUGAUGAAUAUGGGCAUAAAGGACGAAUUCCAUCAAAAGGCUAUACUGGUGUGUAUUGAUGAACUGUGCCGGUCGCAAGAACAGGAACCUACUGUGGCCGAAGAAGAGCGUGGUGGCACUCCUCACAGACUGCGGGAACACAGCUUCUCUAGCCUGGAACGCUGUGACAAAUGCAAUCGUUACCUUCGUGGGCUGGUGCACCAGGGUCUCCUGUGCCAGGACUGUGGAUUUGUUGCUCAUCGCACAUGCCGAGCCACUGGAUUGGGCUCGUGUCUAUCCGCUUCACCCGCAUCGUCUUCUGCAUCGAGACCUCGCUUCUGUUCAUUGUUCGGUGUGCCUCUUUGUGUUUCUGAACGACCUGGUCCCCCUGCAGUCGUCGUGAAAUGUGUUGAUGAACUAGAACGCCGAGCGCGCCUCGUCUACAAUUUGGACCUGUACAAAAUGUACCGUUCAUCACCCAGUGCUGAUAGGGUUGCUGAACUACGACAAAAGAUUGAUGACGAUAUCCAUGGUGUGGAUUGGUCAUCGUAUGAACCAAACUGUAUUGCAAGCAUCUUGAAAAAGUUUCUUAGAGAACUUCCAGAUCCUAUUAUACCUGUCCAGUGGUAUGACAGAUUUCUGGAAGCAUCCCGAAUCAGGAGUGAUGAACAGUGUGCUGCAACUCUUUGUCACCUUGCAGCUGAACUACCAGAACAUCACAAGGCAACUUUAAAUUUCCUAAUGGCACAUUUCUGUAGACUCUGUCAAAUGCAGCAUGCAAGAGGAUUCAGGGAGCCACCUACAGUGUUAAUUCAGGUCUUGUGUCAUAUCUUCUUGCGUCCGCCGUGGGAAAGGAUAAUACAAGUUGUUUACAACACAGAGUCUCAUAUACGUAUUAUGGAACUGUUACUGCUAAACGGGAAAUGGGGGGAGAAACUGCCAGAAUUUGCAUCUGCACCAACACUCCCUCCAAGGAAGGUUUCAAGACCCCAUCUUCCAGCUGUGGAACUGGAGACAGAGAAGGAGAAAACUGUAUCAGAUUCUCCUCCCAGCCUCCAAGAAGCGGAAUGGUACUGGGGUGAUAUUACAAGGGAGGAGGUGAAUGAAAUACUCAAGGAUACACCCGAUGGGACAUUUCUUGUACGAAAUGCGUCCAGCAAAGGUGGUGAAUACACUCUGACAUUGCGGAAGGAUGGUACGAGCAAGUUGAUUAAAAUCAGCCAUCGAAAUGGAAAAUAUGGUUUCUCAGAGCCUUUCAAAUUUUCCUCUGUUGUGGAAUUGGUUAAUUUUUAUCGGAAUGUUUCUCUUGCUCAAUAUAAUGCCACACUAGACAUUAAGUUGCAGUAUCCUGCCUCCAAAUUCCAGCAGGAAGAUGAAAUAUCAAGUACAACUGAUGUUCAGAAGGUGGCUCAGAAACUGAGGGAAAUAUACAGGGAAUAUUCUGUGACAACGAAAACAUAUGAAGUUCUUUCAGAUGACUUCAUUCGAACAAAUCAGGAAAUACAGUUAAAAGUACAAGCUCAGGAAGCAUUUGUGGAAGCUAUAUCAAUGUUUGAAGAACAGAUUAAACUGCAAGAAAGAUUCCAAAAAGAAGCGCAACCUCAUGAAAUUAAGUCUCUUCUUGCAAAUUCCGAAAUUUUAAAACAGAGAUUAAAGUCACUCAUAGAGAGUAAGAAACAACUUGAUGACAAUAUGAAGCAACAAGUUGCUUAUAGUCGCACCUUGGACAGGGAGAUGAAUUCUCUGAAAGCUGAAAUAAUUCAGCUUCGUAGGCAGGAACAACGUCACUUGAAGUGGCUAAAUGCCCAUGGAGUUAAGCCCCACCAGAUAAAAAAUAUAUUAUCAGAUGAAGCUGGAACAUCGUCAGGACUAGGGCAGAUCGAGAUAGAUGGUGAUCUUGAGUCUCUGCCUCAUCAAGAUGAGAGUACCUGGCUUUUGCGUGACUGUUCGCGUGAUGAUGCAGAGCAGCUGUUGAAAGGGCGGCCAGAUGGAACGUUCCUUGUUCGACCGAGCCGCACAGGGCAGUAUGCCCUUUCCAUAACGUGCAAAGGCACAACAAAUCACUGCAUAAUUUAUAAGACUGAGCGUGGGUACGGAUUUGCUGAACCGUACAACAUUUACGAAUCGCUGAAACUAUUGGUGCUCCAUUAUGCUCAGAACUCUUUAGAGGAGCACAAUGAUGCUCUGAAGACAACAUUAGCCUACCCUGUGUUUGCCUCUGGACCCACUCAACCAAACCAGACGGCUUCGGAAAACAGCAGCUCGAGUUCUGGUUAUGUAUAUUCACAGCCACGAUGAGAAUUCAGACUGUUCCAUGACACUGCUGACUGUGAUAUGAACUAUGUGCCAGAAAAUAUGUCAAUGUACAAAAAGGAAAAAAGCCGUACAUGCAUCGGCAAAUAUAAAUAUGAAGAAUUGUUGUUUUGUGUUACCAAAAUAGGUAUGUGUGGAAGUGACUGACUGAAGAAGCAUGAUGUGUGUACUUGGUACUUUUAAAAUGUCAGUUUCCAGAAGACAAAACGGGAAACAUUGCUUUCAGUAAUUACAUGUGCUGUGUUUCUUGUGACUCCAUUCUUUACCUUUGAGACUGAUAAAUGGACAUUCCUGUGUACAGAUUUUACUCUAGGAUUGUACCGGACAUUUAUAGCCAUACUUUGUGAUGUUUUUGUACAAGAUUAGUAUUUUAAAUAUUUAUUUACUAUCGAUUUGGGGUCUAUUGAAGUAAGUGUAUUUUGGCAGUGAUCUUGUGAAUGAUAACCAAAGAAAUGUGUGUAUGCUAUUGAAAAUAUUGGCAAGGACUUGCAGAUUCUGUAUGUAAGAGUUGGCAAAAUUUGAUGAAAAAUCUUUAGGCUUUGUCUCAUAUUUAAACACAUUUCUGUAUAUCAUGCUACCUUAACAGAAAAGAAAUGUGUUUUAUAGUUAUUCUGUAAGAGGUUGUGUGUUGUGACUAUUAACAGGAAACUGAAGAAUGAAAAGAGUCAAAUUCUGUAUUUCCAGUGAUGCAAAGUAUGAAAUUGGCUAUGUGCUUUAAAGCUUUUAUGAAUGGUUUAAAGCUGUGCUCCAUAAAUCUGCCAGACCUCAUUAAGAUGUAAUUUAAAUUUGUGAUGUCUUAGAACCAGAGCUUACUGUAAUAUAUUCAUCAUCCAUAACUGUCACUCGUCAUACUGAAACAAACAUCACAAUUGCUUUGUAAAUGAAACUUGGUCAAUAGAGUGAAAUAUUUUGUUCUAUCAUUUAAGAGUUUAGAGUGAUUGGUGUCCACAUUUUCAGCAACCUGAGUUGAUCCUGCUCUAUGUAAGUACAGGCCACUGCAAUAUAAGCAUUUUUUCCAAUUUUUGGCUGAGAGAGGAGAGAUCAUUAUAAACUAAUUGGUUGUAGCGAACAUAGCCAGAGAAAACCAAAUAAUGCUUUAAAACCAUAUGCUUAUGUGAUGCACAGUAUAAAUUUAUACAGGGCUGAUAGGUGAGCCAAAACUUUGAGAUGAUUCUAUAAUACCCAUAAAGGACCUAUAAAACCAUGAAGAUACUACAUUAAGGAUGGUGAAUAAACCAGAUUUCAGUUUGUUUUAGUAUGAAUGUGCAGAAAUAUCAUUUGGUACAUCAUAAUUUGGUUGUUGCCAGAUUGUACAUUAAAGAACUUUGGUGCUUUUUUGUUAAAAAAAAAAAGAAACCAUAAAAAUAUCAGAUGUUUCCAAAUUAUUAAAAUCUUAAUGUCAAUAUAUGGUAUUGUCCACUAAGUGUGAGAUAUUUGUUAUUUUGUCUUCCUGUUGCACCCAUUCACAAUACUCACAGUAAUUAUUGUGAUUCUAAUAAUCUGAUGAAAUGUAAAUGAUUUAAGUAUACCUAAAUUUGCAUUCUUGCUGCACAUCAUCCACAGCUGGUCUCCAUUCCAGUUCAGUAUCUUUUAAUUCUUCCAUAAAUUAUAGUGGAAUAGUUCCUCUAUAAUCAUUUAUGCUUUAUAUUCUACAAUAUUUUUCUUACAUUUUUUUCAUUUCUUAUUUCCCAUUCUGUUGGUGGUGCAAACAAUUAAAGUUUUCUCUGUUUUUGAUGUCUCAACCAGAUCACUAACUGUUCAGGCAUUAGAGUACCCACCAUGGGAAUGUUACUAUGUUUCACAGUUCAAUUAAAAUAGCUGUGAAGAAAUAACAACUGACAUUUGUUUUCUUUUAUUUCUUCUACAUAUUACACAUACUAAAUAUUACUGAUAUUUCACAUUGCCUGAAAACACCACCACCACCACCACCACCACCACCCACCCACCCCAACUGCGCCUCUUUAGUACAUAACAGAGAAAAUAAAAGUAUAAUAAUAAGUCGUAUUAUUAUGUUGUCUGACUGUCAUAUAUGCUGUUACUCUACACUUAUAUUCAAUCUAAUGCCAGACUGCAGAAAGUGAGUUAUAUUCUACAAAUUAUACACUGACAGAGAACAGUAGGGAAAAAACGGGACAAAUUUUGGUACAAUGUUGAUUUCAGUUUGGUACUGAGCAAAGUAUGUUUUAAAGAUAAAGUUUUGUGUGUUGAUAUGUGUGUACUGGUAAAAUAUUAUCUUGUGGUGACACUGACACCAUUUACAAUCGGCACAUGAAGUAUUUUCAAAUUUAGAAACAUCUUAAAAGAAGCACAGGUGUGGAGUAUAGUGUUCUUUAUUAUUUACACUAAAGGAAUUUCAAGAUAAAAUAAUGCAACCUAUUGAAGAGGGCACGUAUUUUUAUUCAUGAAUCACCAGUAUUCAGAGUUUCUAACCUUUAAAUGAGCUCUCGGUAACUGUUGGCUUCAGUCAUUGCCAUUUAACAUUGCUUGUGCGAGACAUCGUCAUUUGAUUGCCAGUCAGGUUGUCUCAUAUGUAAGGGAUAAUCAUAUCUUCUGUAUAAGUUUUAUUGUGUCUCAUUCCUUUCUCAGAUAGUUUGUGGGGAAAAUAUAUGUAUGGUACAGUGCAUAACAUACCAUAAGUUCCUUAGUUUUUAAUUUUACCAUUAUCAUACAGGCAAGCAUGAGGUACUCCUGCAUUGUUCAGAUUAAUGAAUGGUUUUAUUGUGUCAACACUUCAUUAUAAACAAUUAUGUUGUUUGUCACAAAUUAUUAAGACCGCUGACACCAAGUUGCUUAUUGGUUUCUACUGGUUGUCAUUCAUGUUUAAUGAAAUUUGCUAUACAGGAUUUCUUUAAAACUUCCUUUUGAUUACUAUAUUACAAUACAGAAUUAUAUUAAAAAAACUUAUGACAGAACAUUGCAGUGGAUGGGGUUUGAAGUUAUAUGUAUAGACUGGUCCAAUACUCCAAUUUAUUCUCAGCACCCUGAAUAUUUCUCCCAAACUUGUUGAACCGACCAUUAUGGCAACAUUUUGUUAUCUUGUUACAAUUGGGUUUAUGAUGUUUACCUCUAUCAUUUGCCCGCCUGUUGUCAGUAAUAAUAAUCUCGGCCACCCAUACUGAGCAAUAAGAAAUUAUUUUUUAUUUGAAGUAGAUUGACUGUUGUCCUAGUAAUGCAUUCUAUCUCUCACAGUUGCAUAAACUUUAAACUAAUACUCCUACACCUACCUGGUGUGCUCAAGUAGUGGAGUUGAAUUGAGAAUGAGAUCUGUCAAAACACACACUAAAAUGUUUCUUAUGAGAGUGCAUCACUUUUUCUCAUGUAAAACAUUCUUCAAUAAUUUUGUGUGGUGUUACCGGGGCAGUUCCAUUGACAUAAUAUAAUACUGACUCUAAAUUGUGAGGGUAUCUAUGCACAUAUCAUAUACAUGUGUGGUUUUGUGCAUUUAAUAAACAUUUCCCUGGACUCUAAAACCAUCUUGUUACUAUAACUGGAAGGACUAACUUUAAACAUGAAAUUUCUGGUGCAAUUUGGUACACUGUAGGAGACAAUGUUGACUGUAUUCACCACAAAAUCUAAAUAAAAUUGUGGGAAAUGUAAGAACAUAAAUUAGGUGCUUUCUUAAAUUUUAGCACAUACAAUACAGUUAAAAUUAUGUACUCUUUGGAAAACACUAUGACUGGUCAUUGAAGACCAAUAUGGCAAAAAGAAUGAGUGAGGUGUGGAUUGGUGGGGGGGGGGGGGGGGGGGGGUGCUGACAGUUUUAGAUAUCACAGUCUUCAUUCCAAUUUUUGUGCUCAAUAUGCAUUGCAGACUUACGGUGACAUUGGUAAAAGAUGCCAUGCACUGAGAGCAGACUAGAGGUAAAUAUAGGAAGCACAAAUGAAAUGUAAUAAGCACAGAACAGAAAACUAGGAAAUAAAAUACCAGGGAAAAAAACCCACAGACAUUGAAGUUAAAGAUAGAAAACCAAAUGAUGUUUGGUUUUGUGUGGACAAUGAGCGCCAUAUUUGUUGAAGAUGUGAAAGAAUGAAAGUAACUGCACUUGCUCCCACUUUGUCAUAAUGGGUAGUGGCGGUCAUUGUGGGGAUUGAAAAUAAACUCUCUUGUACUACCGAUACUGUUGGGGUGUAACUGUGUGAUCAGCUCACAAAAUAAUUUAGUAACCUUAUCCAAAUUGCUUAACUGGUCAGUGGACAGUGCAUCUUUCAUACUGGGCAUGCAGGACUAAUUAUGAGAAGAAAGUUACAUAACACUUCUCCCUCCCAUCUGAAUAUACCAAUAUUACAAAAUCAAUUUCAUAAUCAUUGCUUGGCUCAAUUGGUGUGUUCACUGACAGUCUCAAUCUUACCCGUUUUAGAUGUUCUGUACUGUACAGAAAUCAUACCCACACGGGAUAACGGGUGAAAAUAAGAUUCUGAGGUAUUUAGGCAAUUUCCAUGUCUCGAUCUGUAGACUGCUGUUAAUUAAUCUUUUGUAUUAAUUGUACCAAGUGAAAAUAUUUUAUAACCUGUUUCAUAAAUAUCAGGCAGUGGAGCAAAUUGAAAUCACAGUAAAAAUGUAUUUUCAGAGCUUCUUGCUGUAUGUACGAAAUGUUAAUUUUAUUUUUGUGCUGUGGCAGCCAUGUAUGUGUUGGUCAUUCAGCUGCAGACUUACAACGGUGUAACAGCUACAGUUUAUAGCAAGCACUAGUUAUAGUACAUAUUUUAAUUGGAUGUCCACACAAUAUGCAAAAUGUGUGCACAACAAUAUUUGGUGCUGUGCAGAUCUUGCCCAUCCUGUAUGCAAAUCACGCUACCAUCUGUUGACAACUGUAUGGAACUUCUGAUGACAAAAGGCAAAUGCAACAACUAGCUGAUGAUUUCAUGUGGAUGAAAUUACAUUAUACUGCAUAAAAUUUGCAGCAUCAAUUUAAAAAGUUACCAAAAAAAAUCAGUAUAGUAUAUUUUGAUCUGACCUAGUAGUUUGCACACACUAAUAUACAAUUAAAAACCCUCACUUAGUACUUUUUGCACAUUGUGUAUGAGUAAGUAAUACACAAAUUUCCUAAGUGCUCAAGCCAGUGGUGGCAUUCAAUUGGCUAGCUUUAAAAAAUACAAGUAUUAUUAAUAGAAAGUUUUUAGAAGAACUAAUAAGAAACAUACAAUAACAUUGGCCUGUAGACUGAAUCCUACCGCUUUUCUUUUUUUUUUUUUUCAGAAUGUACGAAAUAGAUUUAUGAUAUAAAUAAAAACUGACAUGAAAGUAAAGUUUUUUCCUCAAAAUAUUUAUCAGUAAUGAUACGUAUGUGGGCAGUCAAGUGUUAGACAUUUCGUUUUCAAACAGAAUACUACUGUGUCAGGUUAGGCUUCAUUCUUAUAUCUUGAAGUGUGUUUUAAUUUGUAGAUCUUCCAUCUUCUUAAUUUUAUUGUUGUGAAGUAGUUAUGUAUUGUGAUUCCUCAAACUUUAUAGUAUACUUAGCAUGGUAAUCUGUUUCACACAUGGAUGGUGGCACAAGCUCUCAAAGACUAACACACCACCAGUAGGUAAAUAAUGGAAAACAUUGUCUUAUGGUGUUUUAGGAAGGAAUAGUGAAGCCCAGAUAAAUUGAUUGGAAGUAAUAUGACAAAAUUAUGAACUGUUGUUAUGUAACUGUUAAUGGAAAUGGGGGAGUUUGACAACCUGUGUGGAAAAUGAUGGAUAUUUUCAUUAAUGUGUGCAAGAUAAUGUGUUUUAUCCUAUAGUGAGGUGUGAAGGCCUUUUUAAUAAUGAUACAUGAAACAGGUCAGAAAAUGUUAGAUGCUAUAAUGCAGCAGCCUCAUAAUAUGAGCAGCAAUCCGUGUCACUGAAGAUGGCUGAAAUCGUAGAAUUUAGAAACUUUGUUACUGUGGCCAAAUGGAUCUCCAUCCUAUAGCUGGGCAGGAAAUGUUCCUCAUAAUUACCUACAUACCAGGUUUUAAUCAGUUAAAUUAUCCAUUUCAUUCCUUUUUUAUCACUGCAGAAAUAUAUGCUACUUAUAAGUUAAUGUAAAAUAUCACUCAAAUUUCACUUUUUAAAAAUUUUCUCUUAACCUUGUGGUGUCAUCUGCUCUCUUUCCUAUAAACUAAAGUUAAAAUGUGUUUCAUUGCUGCUGUUCUAUUUCAGUUUAUUUUGUUUGUAAUCAGUUUUUAAAGAAAAGCUUCUCAUUUUUUGUGGACAGAAACUUAAAUCAUGUUCUUGUAAUGCAGAAUGACAGUCAUGUAACAUUCAUUACCUUCUACUGAGCUAAUCAUAUGUGGGAUUAUCAUCUUAGUAAAUAUACAGGGUUAAAAUAUUUUUAUAGCUUUCUUCUAAGAGAUUGAUGUUAACUGUAUGCUUAAUACAACAGCAAGACUUUGUAGCAAAUGUAAAAAGAGAUGUAGUCAGUUAAGACUUGUAAUGUCACAACUAUAACAGGAUGAAAUAAUGAGACUGCAAGUGUCCCUUUCCAUUGGCUGCACCAUCUCCAUCUAUUUUUGUACCCCAUAUGCUGUUGCUUAGUGUGUAGGAGGACAUUAGCUGAUGAAUUUUAAGUGGAAGAGACAGUGUGCCAUCAUUUCAGUGAAUUUCACAGUUUUCGUUUUUAGCAGAUGUACAGUGGCACUGGCAUUUCCAACGAACUGAAAUGAAAGUUUAUAUGAGGAUGGGGCACUAUUGUCUCCCAAGUAAUAGUAACCAAGAAGGAAAGUAAUUGAAAACAUGAGGUGGUGUCUAUUUUGCUUGAACAUUCGAAAUGUGCUAUUGUCAUUUGUGUAAUACUCUUGACAAGGAGUGGAUGAUAAUUGUUUGUAUCUUGGAUUUUUUAUGUAAUGCAGCAAAAUGUUUUUUUUAACGAUCUGCUAAAUCAUUUACAUUACCUAUACAUGUUUGGAAGUAUACAGUUUGUAAUUAGCAUUGUUUUCUGAUGCUUUGAUAGACGAUGUAAGAAAUAUCACCCAUAAGUGCUGCUCACAUUAGUAUAAACUGAAUGAGAAUUGCUUUGUGGGUCUCAAUAUGUAAUUAUAGUUCAAAAUGAAACAUCACAUAUUUUUUACUUUGCAAAAAAUGUUAAGAAAUUUAUUGACUAUUGAUCGCAAGCCCUUAGAACGCCAUAAAAUUUUUAUAUAGCAAGAAUUAUCUGACGAAAGGCAUCAUUUGAUGUUCUGUUUUGAACCAGUGCCUGAGUUAUUCAUAGAAUGUAAAAGUAAACUAGUUUAAUCAUGUGAAAGUUACUGGUGUUUGUAUGGGAGUACCAGUAACUGUUUAAUCUUCGUGUAACUCAGAUUUUGCACAUGUGAGGCUAUAUAAUCCUAGAGUCAAUUUUCAUAAAUGUACUGACCAUAAGUGAAAAACAUUUUUUCUUUUAAUAUUUCUACCUGUAAGAACAGUAAGUAUUUGGGAAGCAUUUUUAUACACAUUGUAACAGACAGCAGUAGAAUGUAAAACAUAGAGUAUACAUUAUAGCAUUAACUUUGAAACAUUUUGUACAAAUAUGAAAGUAUAUCAAAGGAUGUAACACGAAUGUAUUUUUCAUACAUGUGCUCCUUUAUUUCUUCACAUUUCAUUUCAAGAAAACCAUUGACCAAUGUGCAACGGUGGUAACACAUUUCCUACACCACAUGAAAUUUUGGCUUUCAUGUAUAUAUGUAAGUGAAUAUGAAGUAAAUGAUAAAUGUAGUCUGGACAUUGUGAAUAUGAUAAAUAAAAUCUCUGUAGGUUCAAGAAAUGUUGGACAUCGAAACUGCCUAAUUCUUCAGAUGAAAUAUAACUUAGUAAUCCAUGUCAAAUAUGAUAUUCAUACAGUGUGUAUCUGCAUUUGGAAACAUAAGACUUUGCAGAAGCUCUGUGUAUUUUGUGCUUCUGUUGUAGGGAACCACAGUAUUUUAUUUUAUUUGGCAUGCAGUCUUUUGAGAAUAUAUGUAUAAUCUUUUAUGCCAGAAAGAAAAUUGCCAACAAUGGAAAAUGUGCCUUGUUCUGUCAUGUUAAACCAUGAAGUCUGUGGUGAUUAUUGUGUGUACUUGCAGUUUACUCUGUGGUAUGUCUUUACUCAUUAUAAAAGCUCCUAAUUAAUGUGCACCAUACAUCGUACACUAGUAGCACUAAUGAACCCACCUUAUAAAGAAAAUUAAUUUCCCGUUCUCUUUUUCAACUAUUCCCCCUUUCCUCACCAUUGACGAAAUAGGCUAGUACCUUAAUUUACGAGGGCCUGUUAAAGAUAUGAUCCUGUCACAGGAUAUCUGUCAUGAUCAAUUGUUGAAUAUCUUUGGUUCACAACUGUCCUGUCCUUGCCUGAUAUCCCUUACAAUUUUAUAUCGUACAUCGUACGCAAAAAAUGUCUAAGUAAUGUAGUCUAGUCACAUUAUUAUUACUACUAUUUUAAAAGUGUUAUGCCACUGAAUUUCAUUCAUUUACUUUGUUUCCAGUGUGUGUGGCUUGUUACAUUUUUAAAUGUAUACAGUUGUUUUAUGUUUCUCAAUGGUCUCUGAUGCAGUUGUUAAGCAUUAAAACACAAGGGCUAUUCUCAUGCUCACAAAUGUAUGUCAUUCCAAAGCAAAGCUAUUUUUAGAAAUUUGUAUAUGUAUGUACUGAUAUGUAAAAUGCAAACAAGCAACAGAUCAUAAAUUACUCAUUUACACUGAGUUUUCAAAUACAACUGGAAAAAUGGGCCUUUACUUCUCAAUACUGUGCAUCUUAUUUGACAGUGAAGGAAAUAUUUUUAUUUUUUUAUAGUGAGAGAGGCAGAGGGGGGAGACAAUAGAUAACCUGUUCUGUUCAACUUGAAUCCUCGGCUGCAUUAAUGGGAAUUUAUUAUAUGUUUUCCCGUGUGUGUGUCAUGAGACAUAUUUUAUUAUGUAUAUAACUAUCUACAUAAUCUGCCAAGUUGUUAGUACUAUUAUAGGCAAAUGACAUUAUUAACAUCAGAAAACUGAUUUAUGGUAAAUGUCUUACAUAAGCUGUACUUAUUAAUUUCAUCAUUCACACAAUGCAUUCAAAGAGAACAUGUUACAAUUCAUUUUAAUUGAGGCUUUUCAUUUUCUUCUUUUUGUCCAUUUUAUCAAGUGAACCUCAAAAUACAAGAUCAAUUGUCUUUCUAGAAAUGUUUCUGAGAAUAAAAUGGAGAAAUAGUACUGUUGUUAAACUUUCAUCCUGUAAAGUUUUGAAAAGUGGGAGUAUUUCAAUCCUCUAGCCAGUAAGUUCCAUCCAUGUGUCUAACCUACUCGUAAUACUUUAAAUGAUUGAUUACUGAACGAAAUGUAAUGAUAUGUUUAAAUACCUCCGGAACAAGACCCAUACAUCCUCACUUAAUAGAACUUUCAGAAACUACUGUGCAUAAUAUUUUGUUACAUGUAAUACAUAUGUGAAAAUAUAAAAUGAAAUUUUAUUGUGAUAUUUUAUGAAACACUCUUCAGUAAAGAGCCAUGCACAAGUCUUGAGACCAACAUGCCAUCUCCUUCCUCUUUCCUCUCUUAUUAUUGCACACUGUGUGCCAUCUUUAUGGGUUUAUUCUCUUCAGUUCAUGGAAUAACCUCCAUGAAGGAUCUUUCUGUGAGAUGUUCACAUUUUCUGUAUUUGUCUGUGAAACAAUGUUACAUAUACCAAAACGAUCAUCAUUCACAGUGAUGAACAACUUUGUACAGAGUUACGUAUUUGUUUCCUUUUGCCUGUGGAAUAAAGUUGAAGUUUCGGAUCAAUUAGACUUUUUUGCCUGGGAAAAAAGAAAAACUAAAUUCACUGAUCAGUGUAGAUUAUCUUGCUUUCUUUAGAACCAGUUGCAACACAUUAUUAUGGAGCACUUACGUAAAGAGCACGUAUGUUGUCCACCCAUUUCAGCAUUAUUAAUACUUAGUUUACACUUCUCUAAUUACUGCCCAUUUGUACAAUAUGGGCGAUGUGAAGCGAGGCUUUUGAGUUCUUUAGAUUGUGUCAUUGGGAAUAAAUUGCGUUACUGCCUCUGCAAAACCACCUGCGCAAUUUACAAAUUGCCAUAGAUAGGAAAUGUGCUUCUUAGUAUUCCUUUCCCUAAAGUAAAUGAUUCAUGAAUCAUUGGGGUGAAAGGAGUGGAAAAGAAACAGGAUGUAAAAACCCGAGUCCUCUGCUUCUCUAGAAUAGUUGCCUUAACCACCUCGAUGAUCCAGAUAUUCUUUCCGUCAACCCAAAUCCCCAACUUCCCACUCACUGUACCACAAGGGCCCCCACCCAUUAACCCCCUGCUCUCAGGUUUCUGAUUGCCAUAGGAGUGCAGACAUUAUUUUUGCAUCCACAUUGAAACUAUUUCAUCAAACGGCCUUUGUAGCUAUAGAAUUAUAGAUACAAAUGGUGUCUGUUCUGUCAGACAUGUCCAGUAGGAGUUGGGACAUUAACCCUGAUGCGCUGCUUCUGUAGAACAGUUGCCUUAACUGCCUCAGCCAUCUGGACACACUUUCCAUCAGAAUCCAAUUGCUGACCUCCCACUUGUCGCACCACAAUAAUCCCCAGACAUUAACGCCAGAUGUAAAGCUUGUCUAGAUGGCUGAGGAGGUUAAGGGAACCCUUCUAGAGAAGCAGAGCAUCUCAGUUAGAGGCCCAGUCUGGUAUAGGUUUUCAGCUCUCACCAUUACAUUGAUGUAGUUCCCUGUGCUGCUGGAAGUCAUUAUUUUCUUUUCAUUUUUUCACACCAACUAAUUAUAUAUAUCUCCCAGCUGUUUCAGCCGGCCGCGGUGGUCUCGCGGUUCUAGGCGCGCAGUCCGGAACCGUGAGACUGCUACGGUCGCAGGUUCGAAUCCUGCCUCGGGCAUGGAUGUGUGUGAUGUCCUUAGGUUAGUUAGGUUUAAUUAGUUCUAAGUGCUAGGGGACUGAUGACCACAGCAGUUGAGUCCCAUAGUGCUCAGAGCCAUUUGAACCAGCUGUUUCAUUGUGAGUGGUGUUUGUGAUUCUGCAGCAGUAAUAUUUUCUCUGUUGUAAACACCGUGAAGCAUGUAUUAAAAGUUUAAUAACAGAUAUGAGUCAGAAUAA